Molecule: messenger RNA, 381 nt
Organism: Apaloderma vittatum (bar-tailed trogon)
Lineage: Eukaryota; Metazoa; Chordata; Aves; Trogoniformes; Trogonidae
Product: complement C1q tumor necrosis factor-related protein 3
Exons: 3
Coding region: 1-381 (126 amino acids)
Molecular function (GO): protein binding
Source: RefSeq, a predicted model, not a curated record
AUGGCUUCCAUGGCUACUCACUUCAGCAACCAGAACAGCGGGAUCAUCUUCAGUAGUGUUGAAACCAACGUCGGGAAUUUUUUUGAUGUCAUGACUGGGAGGUUUGGUGCUCCAGUGAAUGGGGUGUACUUCUUCGCCUUCAAUAUGAUGAAACAUGAAGAUGUGGAGGAAGUGUACGUGUACCUGAUGCAUAAUGGUAAUACAGUUUUCAGCUUAUAUAGUUAUGAAUCAAAAGGGAAAGCAGACACUUCAGGAAACAGUGCAGUUCUAAAACUUGCCAAGGGGGAUGAAGUUUGGCUGCGAAUGGGAAAUGGAGCCCUCCAUGGGGACCAUCAACGUUUUUCCACCUUUGCUGGGUUUCUUCUUUUUGAAACCAAAUGA